Messenger RNA from Pyrenophora tritici-repentis Pt-1C-BFP, 2604 nucleotides. Lineage: Eukaryota; Fungi; Ascomycota; Dothideomycetes; Pleosporales; Pleosporaceae. The record is from RefSeq and is a predicted model, not a curated record.
AUGGAGGCCUUCAACUUUGCGACAUCUCUUGACCUAACCGAGUUUCCCUACUUUGAGCUCUACGUUACCGCGCAGAUAUGGGCUGAUAGCAAGCCCCUCACCGUCCCGGUUCAAACGGCCUACAAGUCGUUCAAGAAUGCGCGCAUAUGGAACGAAUGGCUUCAACUACCCGUGACGUAUGCAAACCUGCCGGCGUCGGCGCAAAUGGCCAUUACCGUUUGGGACCUGUCGCCCGCCGAAGACAAGGACUCGAAUCUUCACGCCGUACCCUUCGGAGGUACCACAAUACCGCUGUUUGACGAGGACAACGCACUGCACAAGGGUAGGCAGCGAUGUCGGAUACACCGCUUCAAGGCGGCAGAUGGCCUGACCAAUACCACGACGCCCUGGGUGAUACCACCGGCGCGGAGACCGAGGAAGGCACAGGUGGUUGAGGAUACUGUAGAUGAGCAGGUUGCUGAAAUGGAGCGGUUAGAAGGGCUGCUGAAGAAGCAGGAAAUGGGUGAUCUGCCCACUAACACCUGGCUUGAUGCACUGGUGUACAAAAAGAUGAUGCAAAUACGCAAAGAAGCGCUCAAGGCCGAAGCAGCAGCUUUGAACCGACAGAGCAAGGCGAAUGGGAUGAACGGUGAUGCCCAUGCUGGCGACGAAGAGCUCUUCUACCUCGAUAUCGAGCUUCCGCGCUUUGACCACGCUAUCAUCUUCACCGAUGUUGAAUAUCCUCCUCCGCCCGUUUCGGACUUGCGGCUGCCUGCGGAAGCCGAUGUGAGGUUACGCCCACCGCCCGAAGUCUCUUUCGGCCCAGGCAUAGAUAUUGACGGCAUCGGCUACGGUGAUGCCGAUGCUGGCCGCCUCAUCAAGAUCUACGACCCCGAAGUCGGGCGAAGGGUCAACCCCGCCGAAGACAAGCAUCGCGAGUUGAUGCGCAGUCAGCAGACGGAUUCACUGGAUCGCGAUCGAAAGCCCAACGUGCACGUACGCGAUAAGCUCAAUCUCUUGCUAGCCAAGGGUCCUCUCGAAGAAAUUACAUCGCAUGAGCGAGACGAUAUCUGGAAGUUUAGAUAUUUCCUGCUCCGCGACAAGCGAGCUCUUACCAAGUUUGUCAAGUGCGUCAACUGGAAGAACCCAAGGGAAGCGCGACAAGCGGCACCUUUGCUUGAUAAAUGGGCAGAAAUUGACGUGGAUGAUGCCCUUGAACUACUGGGACCCCAUUUCGAUCACCCAGUAGUACGAAGUUAUGCUGUCGAGCGCCUCAAGAAAGCAGACGACGAAGAGCUCCAGCUAUAUCUCUUGCAGCUGGUACAAGCCUUGAAGUAUGAAGCGCCUGGUGAAGGCGAUGACUCAUCACUAGCACGCUUCUUGGUUACCCGCGCAGCCAACAGCUUCACGUUGGGCAACUUCUUGCACUGGUAUCUCAUGGUGGAAAUUAGUGACACUAGUACCGACCAAGAGCCAGAACACCGCGACCUCUUCGCCAAGGUUGAAUAUGACUUCAUGGUCGAGCUGGAGAAGACACCCGAAGGUGUCGAGACGCGCAAAACCUUUCAGCGACAAGGUGAACUUCUCACCAUCCUAGCCAAGAUCUCGAAAGACGUUCGCUUUGGAGGCGGCGAUCGUCCCACAAAACUCGCAAGACUCAAGAAGGCUAUUGCAGACCCCAAGAAUGAGCUCACCAACUUUGAGCCACUGCCACUGCCCCUCGAUCCAUCAGUCUAUAUCACUGGCAUAUCUACAGAAGACUGUAAUGUCCUCAAGUCAUCACUUCUGCCAAUGGUUCUCUCCUUCAAGACCACUACUGCGAACCCAUACCCCAUCAUUUUCAAGACCGGUGACGACCUGCGACAAGACCAACUGGUUAUCCAGAUCAUCACACUGAUGGACCGACUCCUGCGCAAAGAGAAUCUUGACUUGAAGCUAACACCGUACCGUAUCCUCGCCACCUCCACCUCCGCGGGCGCCUUCCAGUUCGUACCCAGUAUGUCCAUCGCAGCAGCAUGCCAAAAGCACAAAGGUUCUCUCCUCGCCUACCUUCGCGCCAACAACCCCGACGACAGCGCCCCCCUCGGCGUCCGCAAAGAAGCCAUGGACACAUACAUCAAGUCCUGCGCCGGCUAUUGCGUAAUAACCUACCUCCUCGGCGUCGGCGAUCGCCAUCUCGACAACCUCCUCCUCGCCCCCUCAGGCGCCUUCUUUCACGUUGACUUUGGCUACAUCCUUGGCCGAGACCCCAAGCCCUUUGCUCCCGCCAUGAAACUCUGUCGCGAGAUGAUCGAAGGUAUGGGCGGCGUCCAACACCCAAAUUACCUCGUUUUCAAAGAAUACUCGUAUACCGCUUGGUCUACGCUGCGCAAAUCUUCGAACCUUAUCUUGAAUCUGUUUGCGCUGAUGCAAGGCGCCAAUAUCCCGGAUAUCAAGGUUGAGCGCGAGGGCAGUGUGCGCAAGGUGCAGGAGAGGAUGUGGUUGGGUAAAGGCUCCGGUGGCGGUAAAGGUGAGGACGAGGCGGCGCGAGAGUGGGAGGGGCUGGUGGAGGAGAGUCUGGGUGAUUGGAAGGCAGGUGUGAUUGACUGGGCACAUGAGUUUGUGCAAACGUAUUGGCGGAAGUAG